This is a messenger RNA of Trichechus manatus latirostris (Florida manatee), 933 nucleotides long. It is a transcript of the gene MND1, whose product is annotated as meiotic nuclear divisions 1. Gene Ontology annotation, molecular function: double-stranded DNA binding. Gene Ontology annotation, cellular component: nucleus. The record is from RefSeq and is a predicted model, not a curated record. NCBI's taxonomy places the organism in Eukaryota, Metazoa, Chordata, Mammalia, Sirenia, Trichechidae. The transcript is spliced from 8 exons. Bases 83 to 700 code for a protein of 205 amino acids. Gene Ontology annotation, biological process: reciprocal meiotic recombination.
GCCAAAAUCAAACCCGCCCCGGCCCGCCCCGCCCCUCGCCUCGCGCGCAGGCCCCGCUGUCGGAAGACUCGUCUCCCGCGCUAUGUCGAAGAAAAAAGGACUGAGUGCAGAGGAAAAGAGAGCUCGUAUGAUGGAAAUAUUUUUUGAGACGAAAGAUGUGUUUCAACUAAAAGAUAUGGAGAAGAUUGCUCCCAAAGAGAAAGGCAUUACUGCUAUGUCAGUAAAAGAAGUUCUUCAAAGCUUAGUGGAUGAUGGUAUGGUUGACUGUGAAAGGAUUGGAACAUCUAAUUAUUAUUGGGCUUUUCCAAGUAAAGCUCUUCACGCAAGGAAACGUAAGUUGGAGGUUCUGGAAUCUCAGUUGUCUGAGGGAAGCCAAAAGCACACAAACCUACAGAAAAGCAUUGAGAAGGCUAAAAUUGGCCGCCAUGAGACAGAAGAACGAACCAUGUUAGCAAAGGAGCUUUCUUCACUUCGGGACCAACGGGAACAGCUAAAGACAGAAGUAGAAAAAUACAAAGAAUGUGACCCACAAGUUGUGGAAGAAAUACGUCAAGCAAAUAAAGUAGCCAAAGAAGCUGCUAACAGAUGGACUGAUAACAUAUUUUCAAUAAAGUCUUGGGCCAAAAGAAAAUUUGGAUUUGAAGAAAAUAAAAUUGAUAAAAACUUUGGCAUUCCAGAAGACUUUGACUACAUAGACUAAAAUGUUCAAUGGUAGUGUAGGAUCUGUGUGCUUGUGAAUAUGUAGAUUUUUAUAUUAUCCAAGUAAAUGUAUUGAAAUGUCAUUUCCCUGUAACUGUAUGUAUCAUUUUAUUAAUUUAAAUAAAGUAUAAACUGGAGAUGCUCUUCAUCCUUUUUGAUACAUCAAAAGCAGGAUGAUAGUCAUACAUUCACGCAGGUGCUCAGCAGAGUAGGACAAUGCAAGUAAAGCCAUCC